UGCUUUACGAUUUUCAAUAGUUUUAUAUAAGAGAUACAGUAUUUUAUAUAUAUUACUUUUUUCUACAUAAAAACAAUAUUUUAUUAAAUAAAAAGAAAGAGAUGGAAGCUAAUUGUGCCUAAUUAAAUGUUUCUCCAAUUAUACAAAGAUUAAAUUUUUGUCUUUACAUUACGUUUUAUGUGAUGAUUUAAUACACUUUCGAUCAUAUUUUCGAUCUUAAAUAAGGAGCAUUAUUUACUUAUUAACUAUAUCACUUCUGUUUGUCUCCGGCUUACACGGUAUUUUGUGAUUACAAUUAAACUCGGAACGUCGACAAUUACAUCGGUCCAGGAUAUCCGACUAAUACGUUCGUCAUAAAAUCCAAUUAGCGCGCUUAUGCAAAUUUCGAGAAAACUUUGACUAACUUCUGAUGAUAUGAUAUUAUACACCUUCUUGUAUAUUUAUGUGUACAUUACAUACCAAUUUCCAUAUGUAACAUGGAAAUUUAUCUUCAAAGUCAAAGGGGAAUAUGAAGGAGCAGCUUUCCAAGUAUAUAGGUGACAUCGAAUGACGUGACAUUCCAGUGAUGUUUUAUUGACAUUAAGAGUAAUUGAGACAUUAUUAAGACGUCAAUUGAUAUCACCUUGCUACUUGGAUCAAUCCACAACUUGAUGUUAAUUUGAAUAAUAAAUUUUCAAAAUUUGUAAUCAAUUUUGUCUUAAUGUGCGAAUAUCAAGAUAAAUUAUCCUUUAUUGUACAAUAUCCAAUUUUUCAAAUUAAUAUCUAUUCGUAUUCAAAUUGCGAAUUGAGAUUCUAUUAAAAUAAAGUCAAUUUAAAAUUAACUACAGAAUAUAAAAGUUUGUUGUAUAUUUAUUUAUUUGUUCGAAAUUGAGUUUGCAAGUUUCUUUGAAACACUUAUAACUCGGACAUUACAGACAUCUUGAUGUUUUUGUUAAAGGAAAAGCAAUUGUCAAUUUAUCGAAGGAGUAUCGUUAAAGUUAAAAUUGUAAAUUAGAUAAAUAAAUUGCCUAUGAAAUUCAUAGCAUACGACUCACUUGAGCGAUUAGAUUAGCCCUUACAACGCCUGGCGUGAACUUCGCGUUACUACCACGAAAUAAAUGAUGAAAGAUAACGCGAUACACUUUGAAGAAAUUUAUGCCUCUUCUAUAACUUCAAACCAUGGGAAUGUAAUCCUCUUAAAGUUAAAUUAGUAAAGUUAGAACGUGUUAUAUAUGCUGCUUCCUAAUAUCAAUGUAAAACUUUAAAUAAUGAAACUUAACAUUUCAAACCAUUGUGCGAAAUAUCAGGAACGAUUUCGAACGAGCGAUGAAACCAAUCAAUGCGUCUUAAACUAUAAUUCAAUUAUAAUUCAAAAUAAAAUAGUACAAAUAUUUUUUAAGCUAAUAACAUGUCGUAAUUUUUAAAUAUUACAAAAGAUAUGGGUCGUGCCUUUAUUUCACGAGAAAUUUCUAUUUUCCAGAGGUAACAACGUAAAGCCGUAAAAAUUCGUCGAAAGGUUGGAACACAUCGAUCGAUAUACAACACCAUCGAUAGAAAACACGCCAGACUGUCACACAGGUUUAAUCGCAUUGGUCGCUAGUACGCAUCACGAACAACGAUUUUUUAUGUAUAAUGUAAAAGAAAAAUUAAAUGUACAAAUUUAUUCUAAUAUCUACAGUAUAUUACAAAUUUAAGUGAAAGAGACAAACCAACAAAAAGAUACAAGAAAAAAUUUAAAAACAAAAAAUAAGGAAAUAUGGACAAUGGAAAUCGGACACUGUGUGUGGGUAUAUUUAAUAGAAUGCAAAACUUCCCACCAUUAACUGUCAGAGGAAAUAACAUUGGCAGAACUUGGUGUGCAUGGAAACAGAAAUUUUUGUCUUUUCUGCAGAAAGAAGAUAGCAAAGAAUUAUAUAAAAGUCAAUGGACAGUUAUAUUGUUAAUGUUGAUUGGACCGGUUGGAGAAAAAGCAUAUAAGAAUCUUCCUCAAAAUAAAGCAAUAGAUCAAAAUCAGACGAAAGAUCUAGAAACAGUAUUACGUGAAUUAGAUUUACACUUCAUUUUUGGACUUAGAAAAAAGCAGGAUAACGAAAGCAUUGACAACUAUAUUGACAGUUUGACACUUGUUGCUCUUGCAAGCAAUCACAGUAAUCCUAUGAAUGUCGUGAAGGAGAAGAUUAUAGAAGACAUUAAAAAUUACAAUUUUAUGGAAAAAGCUAUGCUUUUUGUACGAUUUAAGGGAGAUCUAAUAUCGUACUUACAAUCGUUGGAUCUUCAUAAAAUUACGCAAUUUUGGCAACAGUGUGAGAAACUUAUGUCGUCGAAGAAUCAUGAGGACAUACAAAGACAAUUUCCUUGUAAUUCGCAGUCCGAAAUUGAAUGCGUUCGUUGCGGUACCCAUCAUAGCAGGAAUCGUUGUCCAGCUCAUGGAUUGCAAUGUGACAAUUGUAAAGGGUACAAUCAUUUCACAGAUAAAUGCAAGGUAAAAUUCGUGUCAGACUGCACUAAAUGUGGAACGCAUCACGUUCAGUCACGUUGUCUCGCUUUCGGCGAAUUGUGCACGAAUUGUGGCAAAAUGAAUCAUUUCUCGUGGUUGUGUCAAGUUCCUGUUGUAAAAAAUUGCCCCAGAUGUGGUAGGGAUCACGCUAUAUCUAUGUGUCCGGCACAAGGCCAUGUAUGCUCUAAGUGCAAGAAACCAAAUCAUUUUAAGGAAAAAUGUUUGAGCAAAUAAAUAAUGAACGAGAAUAAUAUGCGGUAUAAGUACUUUCUUAAAAGUUUUAAAGGGUGACAGUACUCAGACUAAUGUUUCUUUUAAUAACUUCUUUAUUUAUUCGGAAGCUCUUUCAAAGUAAAAGUGAAAUUCUAACUUUUAAUAUUGAGUAUUUUCGCAAAUAAGUCAUAAAAAAUUAAAAUUUUGUUACAGUAGAGAGUAUUUGAAAUUCAAGAAUAUAAUUUUGUCAUCUAUUCUAUGAAGUACAGUUCAAUUUUUUGAUAACAUUUUUUAAAAUUAUUAGUACAUAUCUUAGAAUUUAUUAAUGCCUUCUGUUCAUUUUGGAUAUCUUUGCUGUAUAAAAUUUAUUUUCAAAUUUAUGAAUAGAGCAUCUUGCAUAUCGCAAUAUGGAAAUAAAAUAAUGUUUCAAUAAUAUGUUCUUUUUAUAACAAUAUUUUUUGUUUUCAUAAUAUUAUUUUUAUUGUAAAAUGUUAUAGUUUCAUCAAGAAGUUUGUUAAUCUUUUAUAAGAAUUAGAUAUAUAGAAAAAAGAUGUAUUUUUCGACUGAUCUAAUGUUAAAGUUUUUAAUACUUUGUUAUGUAAAAAAUAACAUAUAACUUAAUUUAUAUAACUAACAUUUGAAACCUUACAGCCUAUUAUGUUUAGAUAAUUAAACUACAUGAAAAAAGUUGCAUUAAAAUAAGCAUUAUUGAGUAUUACAUGCUAAUAGAUUUUUUUAAUUUUGUUUCUCUAUGACUACGGAUAUUGUUUUUUUAUAAUUUUGUAUCUAAUAUUAAUCAUAUAUCUAUAAUUCUAAUGUUCUGCUGUAUGUUAAAUUUUUUAUCAUGAUUUUUAAAUAUGUAAGCAACAAAUGAUUAACGUUUUAUAAUGGAUUAAUUAUAAAUAUAUGAACAAUAAAGAGUUUUGCAAAAUAAAGUAAAAA
Messenger RNA from Monomorium pharaonis (pharaoh ant), 3631 nucleotides. RefSeq lists its product as uncharacterized. The record is from RefSeq and is a predicted model, not a curated record. Lineage: Eukaryota; Metazoa; Arthropoda; Insecta; Hymenoptera; Formicidae. Gene Ontology annotation, molecular function: zinc ion binding; nucleic acid binding. The transcript is spliced from 4 exons. The coding region runs from base 1736 to 2710 and encodes 324 amino acids.